AUGUUACGACUUACAACAACAUUGCUGCAAGGUGGAAGACUGUUGCAGAGACCGUUGUACUCUGGUAUAGUGAAUACUGUUGGUACGCUGUCUCACAAUGGACUUUUGGACAAUCGCUCCCAGAAGAGAUAUUUGACGACCGGAAGAGAGAACCCUUUACUCCCGUUGGUUCUGGGAUGUGGAGUUGCUGGUUGCUGUCUUGCUGCAAAGUAUGUCGUUGAGAGUGCCGAGAGAUACAAAAACAAAACCGAUGGAAAUGGUGGUCACACAUACGCAAUGGCUUCUUUCUACCAAGGAGGUUUUGAGAAGGAAAUGACAAAGCGAGAGGCUGCUCUGAUUCUCGGUGUAAGAGUAAAUUCUGACGAAAAGCGCAUUCAGAAGGCUUAUCGCACGAUUCUUUUGAAAAAUCACCCUGAUAAAGGUGGCAGUCCUUACUUGGCCGCGAAAGUCAACCAAGCCAAGGACAUGUUGUUAGAAGGCAGCACUACGGGAUCUCAUUUGCAUGUUUGUCUCAAACACUCGAUUGUUCAAUCUUUAACACUCCAGUAUCUACAGCAAUCGUAUCCUCUCCGCUCUUAUAGCUUCCCUCCACCUUCAGCUUCAACGGCUUGUCCUCCUUCAGCUCGAACUAUCGCUCACAAAACCCGAUCACUUUUACGGUUAUCAACUGCUCCGCUUCGUUUUCUCCGUCGCCUGGAUGUACUUCGGACAUGA
Molecule: messenger RNA, 714 nt
Organism: Blastocystis hominis
Lineage: Eukaryota; Bigyra; Opalinata; Blastocystidae
Product: Mdj2
Exons: 5
Coding region: 1-714 (237 amino acids)
Biological process (GO): protein import into mitochondrial matrix
Cellular component (GO): PAM complex, Tim23 associated import motor
Molecular function (GO): ATPase activator activity
Source: RefSeq, a predicted model, not a curated record